This is a messenger RNA of Durusdinium trenchii, 1359 nucleotides long. Lineage: Eukaryota; Dinophyceae; Suessiales; Symbiodiniaceae. The record is from the annotation of a GenBank genome assembly.
UGCAGCUACUGUAUUAUGCACGGAGGUGACGUCGAGGUGCUCAAGGCGCUCAAGGCUUAGGCCAUGGCCCUUCGCAAGCGCCCGGCGGCCUGCCCGGCCUCAUCACUCCCGCCAAAGCUCGCGAAGGAGUUUGAUACGCGGCCCUUUGAUGCUGCAGUGCAGCAGCUAAAGCGUCAAGUGGAGCAAGGGCGCCUGCCCGGCUUCAUGACUUCAGUCUUGAAGGAGGGAUUGAUGAUCCAUUUUGAGGCACAUGGCCAUGCAGAUCUGGCUGCGGAGAAGCCCAUGCUUCCGCAGACACUCUUCCGACUCUAUUCGCAGACGAAGCCUUUUGUGGUGGUUGGCUUCCUCAUGCUCCGUGAGCAAGGCUUGGUUGACUUGAACGAGCCCAUCUACAAGUUCUUGCCAGAAUUUGGCUCUGCAGUUGUCGGUGCCAAGAGGGCUCCUUUGGUCCGACCAAUUUUGGUGCGGGACCUCUUGGGGCACACCAGCGGCAUUGGCUUCGGCCCGGGCUUUGGCUAUCAGCCUGAAAAUUACUACGAGGUAAGCUAUGUUCCCUUGGUGGAAAAGGUCGACCGUGGGGAGAUCCGAUCCCUCGCAGAGUGGUGCCAGGAGCUUGCCCAGGUGCCCUUGAGGUUUCAGCCUGGCAAAGACUGGGGCUAUGGCUACAGCUCUGAUGUGCUUGGCCGCCUUAUUGAAGUGGUGUCAAAAAGACCAUUGGAAGAAUUUCUUCGAUGUGAGAUCCUUGAGAAGCUGCAGCUAACGGAGACCUUUUUCCAGGUGCCUCUUGACAAGGCUGUUGAUUUAGCUGCGCUCUACAAGCGAGAACCCUGGCAUGGAAGCAGCAAAUCGGUGAAUUUUGUGACGUGCGAUGUGGGCGGCAGUCAAGUGAUGGAGAAUGCGAAGAAGCGUGUUUUGGCUUUGCCAAAGAUCGACAGCUCCUCAGUGCUGGCAUCAAAGAGGUCUGUUUUUUUGGAAGGGGCGCCCAUCACUCGACAGGUGACCCAGGGAGGUGGCUGCGUUUGCAGCGUGGCUGGCGGCCUUGUCAGCAGCCUUCGGGACUGUGGCAGAUUCUUCAGCAUGUUGGUGAACAACGGGGAAUUGGAUGGCAUUCGACUCCUUUCACCUGAAAGUGUCCAACUGCUGCGAAGAGAUUGGCUGAACGACUUCACCACGGAAAAGCGCCAGCAGCCUCUCUGGGUUUGGGACAGUCCUGGCAUUGGUUUCUCGCCGCUGGGACAGCUUGGUGUACCCGUUGCAAAGGGCAAGGCCGUGCCACGUCACACGGCUGGGGCGAGGCUGGAUACUGUCCACUGGGGUGGCGCUGGCGGCUCUGGUUACAUGCUGAAGCCUGGUGGAUAG